Messenger RNA from Brachypodium distachyon (stiff brome), 1285 nucleotides. RefSeq lists its product as uncharacterized. The record is from RefSeq and is a predicted model, not a curated record. Lineage: Eukaryota; Viridiplantae; Streptophyta; Magnoliopsida; Poales; Poaceae. The transcript is spliced from 2 exons. Gene Ontology annotation, molecular function: DNA binding. The coding region runs from base 67 to 849 and encodes 260 amino acids.
ACUUAAACAUCAAAUCACGAAGAAAAGGAGCAGUUUUCUGCCAACCUAAAGGGCCUGCGGGCAAAAAUGGCCACGCCUCCGAAUCCACCGCCACCACCACCUGCUACCUCGAGUUCCUCCACGCCCCCUUUCAAAACAGACGCCGAAAACCCAAACCCCGACCACGCGCCAGCCCUUGGGGCACCUGCCCUGCCGGCGCCGCCGCCGCAACCGGCCAUCUCCAUAGGCCCGUCCUACAUGGUCCUCUCCCUGCGCUGCGUCAUCGGCGAGCUCCGCGCCCGAGGACACGUCGCGGGGCUGGAGAUCCCCGACGGUGAGCUCACCGAAGCGGGGGCGCCCGCCCUUUUCGUCGACGUGCUCGCCGCCUUCCUGGCCGAGGUGCAGGUACCAUGUGCGCUCCCGACUCUUGCAAUGCCUCCUGUGUUCGUGGCCGACCGCCCGGUGGACCUGCUCCGCUUGUAUCUCGCUGUGCGCUCUCGCGGCGGAUUCGCCGCCGUGUCCUCUUGGGCGGCCGUCGCUGUGCCGCUAGGUCUCGAACCGACCGCUUACUCCGGCAUCAAGGUGGUGUACGCCACGUAUCUCUCCCUCCUGGAGCAGAGCAUCCGGAAGCCACGGAAGCAGGAUGGGGUGGUCGAGAGCAGCGGCAAUGCAGACCACCGAUCGAAGGCAAAGAAGGGCAAGUUCAUGUCGCCCCAUAAGGACCACGCGAGCGCCGGAUCAUCUCAGCUGAAGCGGAAGAGGAAUGUGCUUGUGGAGAUGCUUAACUGGGUCCGCCUUGUGGCGAAGAGCCCAGGUUCGUUGAUGCUCAUUCGAUCGUUGGACAGAGUCCUGGCAGCCAGUUCUCCUUGAUGCUCAUGCUCCGUCGCGAGAUGACUGCUUCGCCGCAGUUGCAGGCGGCGAUUGAACCGGAAACCUUAGACUACCGAGUCACACAUGCACGGUGAAGGCUGAAUAGUGAAUACUAACUGGGCUGCAUGGACAUUGGGACUACUAUCACAAGGUUGUGGCUCUUAUAUAGAUUCUGAGCUCACAAUCACUGCAAUUUGACUCAAAACACUUCAAUAUUAUAUAUUUCACAUGCAUUGAACCAGCUGAAUUGCUUGUUUACUUUAAAAUUGAAAUGUAUCCCUAGGUAUAACUGCAAAAUUCAACAUGUUUGUGAAAUAUCGGUGCACCUCAUAGAGUUGUAGCACAACCCUCUUUUGGUUAAUCCCACGUGAGAGGUUCUGCUAGUGCUUACCACGAGUGGUUUGUUUGCAGCUAUAGAAUCCAAGGUGCAGCUUAU